UGAGACUCGACGUUAGUGGAUGUUAAGUGUUUUAAACUAAUCUUGGAGAUUUCGCAGUGGAGAACUGAAGAUGAGAAACGUUUUCUUCUUCGUCUUGGUCUUCUCAGUUGUCUUUUGUAAUGCUGAACUGAAGUUGGAGGCAACUGAUGGAGAAAAUGUCACUAUACCCUUCAAAACUGCUGAACUGGAAGGAGCCGAUCAAGUGAGGAUAACUUUUACAAGAGACGAUGAGAAAAUGUUGAUUGCACGGUACGUCUGUGACCAUCACAGAGACUGUCGUGUCGUAGAAAGAGCAGGAGUCUCACUGAGAAUUGAAGAAGGAACCGUGUCCUUGAUUCUUCUGGACGUCAGCUCCAGUAACUCAGGUCUCUAUGAAGCACAAGUCCUUAACGGAAAGUAUGUGUCUGAGAUACAAGCUACACUUGUUGUCAAAGAACCAGUAUUGUCCUCCACCAAAGAGACACCACAGACCUCCUCCCCAAAACCUCCUGACUCCUCUGGACACCUGUGGCUGUGGCUGUGUGCUUUACUGAUUCUUCCAGUGUUGACUGUGAUCGGUUUCUGCUGGAGGAAGAAAUGCGGGAGGGAUCAUGUGGCAUUACCUUAUACUGGAGAAGCCAGAGAAACCUCUGAUGUCUCCAGCGCAGCAUCUUCAAAAAAAUACAUGGAAAAAAAUUGCACUGGUUGUGUAGCGGUCUCCUUCAAGACUUGUAGAGAAACCACUGACGAUCAGCUCCUGACUUGAUUCUGAGUGUCUCGAACACAAGCGAUGUCUCACACUUCCUCCUGAACUUAACCUAAAAACCACAUUAAGUUUCUUUUAAACCAAAUUUUAAAAUGUAACACUUUGUUUCGUAUAACAAAUAAGAAAGCAGUUUGUGAUUAUUGAAUGGGAGGCGUGUUACAAAUAAUGUUAGGUGAAGGGAAAAUCAUGGACCUGGCAACCCUUGCUUAAACUUUAUAAAUAUUGCAAUAAUUUCUACACGACAGACUGUAGCUUUAGAUUCACAAGUGCUUUCCAGUUUUGUGUGCAAUAUAAAUCAGAUGGCAUAUAAAAAUUAUAAAUUGUUUUCAGUUAAAAGCCCAUGCUACGUGUACUGUGUUAAGCUACAGAGACUUAUAGCACUAAUAUAUAUCAUUGAUCUUUUUUGUUUUUGAUUGCUUCUAUUGUUCUCAUUUGUAAUUCCCUUUGGGAUAAAAGCAUCUGCUAAAUGAAUAAAUAUAAAAGUGAAAAGUAA
Molecule: messenger RNA, 1238 nt
Organism: Carassius gibelio (silver crucian carp)
Lineage: Eukaryota; Metazoa; Chordata; Actinopteri; Cypriniformes; Cyprinidae
Exons: 5
Coding region: 71-745 (224 amino acids)
Source: RefSeq, a predicted model, not a curated record